This is a messenger RNA of Danio rerio (zebrafish), 1458 nucleotides long. It is a transcript of the gene arf3a, whose product is annotated as ARF GTPase 3a. Gene Ontology annotation, molecular function: GTP binding; GTPase activity. The record is from RefSeq and is marked provisional. Gene Ontology annotation, biological process: vesicle-mediated transport. Lineage: Eukaryota; Metazoa; Chordata; Actinopteri; Cypriniformes; Danionidae. Gene Ontology annotation, cellular component: Golgi apparatus.
CCGGUGUCUGUGCCUGAGGUUAACCAGCUACCAUGGGGAACAUUUUUGGCAACCUUUUGAAGAGCCUCAUUGGGAAAAAGGAGAUGCGGAUUUUGAUGGUCGGGCUGGAUGCAGCUGGAAAGACCACAAUCUUGUACAAGCUGAAGCUGGGAGAGAUAGUCACUACUAUUCCUACUAUUGGUUUUAAUGUGGAGACUGUAGAGUACAAGAAUAUCAGCUUUACAGUGUGGGAUGUUGGUGGCCAGGACAAAAUCCGACCUCUGUGGCGUCACUACUUUCAGAACACACAAGGUCUGAUCUUCGUGGUGGACAGCAAUGACCGUGAGCGAGUGAACGAAGCCAGAGAAGAGCUGAUGAGGAUGCUGGCUGAGGAUGAACUGAGAGAUGCCGUACUUCUCAUCUUUGCCAACAAGCAGGAUCUGCCAAAUGCCAUGAAUGCUGCAGAAAUCACUGAUAAGCUUGGUCUCCACUCCCUACGCCAUCGUAACUGGUAUAUCCAAGCCACUUGCGCCACCAGUGGAGAUGGUCUAUAUGAGGGUUUGGAUUGGCUGGCCAACCAACUCAAGAACAAAAAAUGAGGCAGUCUGGAUCCAGGCAGAACCGGUAGGAGCGGAGCACCUGAGUGGAAGCUCAACAGGGAGCACCAAUGGUUUCCAAGUUUCUUUCAUUCUGUUUACAAGCUGAGGCCAAUGGGAGUUGGGUCAUCCCAGACAGUGUAUCCCCUCACUACACCCCAAAUAACAGAUCUGUGAGAAGAUUGGGGUAGAACCCAUAAUUCAUGCUCAUAUUUAUUAGCAAAGAUAGAUAGAUAGAUAGAUAGAUAGAUUCUCAUGUGAUUUAAACAUCUCAGUUUCUCGUAUCUGUACACUGUAUAAAAGACAGCACUGGGAGCGAAGGAAAAGCUUUUACUUAUAUGACUACUAUGGGAGUAACUCUUAAAUGCAGGUCAUUUAAACUAGAUUACUGCACUGAUAGAUGAGAAACUUGUUGAUUCAGUUUCCUAAAAAUAUUUAAAUAAAAUCGAGGGUAAUAAUAUUCAGAAAAAAAAAGUUUUUUUUGGUAAAGUGGUGUUGUUUUGCUACUGAAAAAUUAAAUAAAAUAGAAUUGCAUUGUAAGUUAUUAUUAGCAUUUCAGCCAGAUUUCAUGACUGUCAAUGUUACAGAGUGGUUGUGAUGCUCUUAUUGCAUGUAUCUACAUAAUAAAGGUUAAAGUAUACUUAAUGUUUUACAUGUACAGAUGCAAUGCUUUUCAAGGAAACUCCUUAUGAUAGGCUCACAGGCUCCUGUCUUAAUCCACUCAAACAACAGCUUGUCAAUGUGGGUGUCUUUGUCUUUGGUAGUUUGUUGUUCUGCCACAUCUGUUUCUUUUCCAAUUGUUUUCAUUGUUAAUACCUUGUGGCCAAAUUUCAUAUGGCACACUUCUGGUAAACAAAUAAACAUACAUUGUCUCAUCCAUUAA